Morchella importuna is the source of this 1146-nucleotide messenger RNA. RefSeq lists its product as uncharacterized. The transcript has a single exon. The record is from RefSeq and is a predicted model, not a curated record. The coding region runs from base 1 to 1146 and encodes 381 amino acids. Lineage: Eukaryota; Fungi; Ascomycota; Pezizomycetes; Pezizales; Morchellaceae.
AUGGAACCCUCUCACAGUGCCCGCAAGCACCGCCUAUCAGACGUCAACUCACCGAACGCUCUUGUCCACAAGCCUACCCCAUUGUCCUGCCCUCCGUCCAAACGCCCUAACAAUAACCUACACCACCCUAGAAGUCAAGCUCUGUCACUCAAAAGCCCCGCGGCAGAACCUGCGCCCAUGCCCACUACCAUUUCCGCCGUAAUCCCAGCCGCUGUCAUCCCAGCCGCUGAAGUGGGGUCAGCUCCCACCACCACCACACUCUUGAUCGAUGGCCACGAGUUUCUUAUGCCAAAGGAUCCCCUCCAAGCGUUCCACACCACCAGGUCGCAGACCAUCGCCUCUUUCCGCGCCGUAUGGGCAGGGGCCCCAGGUGCUCAAGACACAGGCUUCGUCUUCGGUACUGCCCUGGCUCCUGCGGCUGCACAGCCCGGCGUCUGCGGCGGCUUGAGCAUACGUCAGCCCAUCGUCACCCACCACACUGGAAAUGUUAGAGAGAUCUCUAUUCAUAACCACGUUUUCAUCAUUCCCACCGAUGAGGUGGCUGCGUUUCUCGCCACCCGCGAGAUGACCAUGGAGUCGUUUCGGCGCGUGGCAGAGGGGGGUGCGGAGGCACGGGACAUAGCAUUGGUGUCUGGCACUGCUACCGUACGCCUUAGUGAGGAAAGCAUGUCCGGGGGAAGGCCGGCGGACAAAAAGAGAGCUACUGCCGACAGGAUGGGUACGAAGGGUGAACGUCCUCCUGCCCACCAGAGGUCACAGGGUCUGGAUAAGGAUGACGACAGGGACGAGGAAGAAGAAUACGAUCAAGGCGAAGAAGGAGGCGGAAAUGAGGGGGGGAAGACGAAGAACAAGAAGAAGAACAAGAAGAAGAAGAAGAAGAGAAAGAUAAGGAAGAUGAAGAGGGAGUUAAAGAAGAAGAGAAAGACGAAGAGAAAGGCUACUCCCCGCCAGCGUGCAGCGCACCGACCAUCCCUACCACUCGCACCCCGCAACAGCACAAUGCCACAGCCGCGGCUUCUAAGACCGCCCCAACCCCAAAGUCUACCAGUGUCCGAACACCAACAGCCCCUGGCAGGAAGGGCUACUAUCCCAAGGACAUGCCCCUCGGUGAUUUCAGUGGCUUCGCGCAAGCACAGCGGGAGUUAG